Messenger RNA from Physcomitrium patens, 798 nucleotides. NCBI's taxonomy places the organism in Eukaryota, Viridiplantae, Streptophyta, Bryopsida, Funariales, Funariaceae. The record is from the annotation of a RefSeq genome assembly.
AUGAGUGUCUCUCAAAAGCAUCCUUAUCAUUUAGUAGAUCCAAGUCCAUGGCCUCUUUUGGGUUCAUUGGGAGCUUUGGCAAGCACCAUUGGUGGUGUUAUGUACAUGCACUCUUUUACGGGAGGUGGAACACUUCUUAGCUUAGGCUUGGGAAUGAUCCUAUAUACUAUGUUUGUAUGGUGGCGCGAUGUUAUACGUGAAUCCACUUACGAAGGACAUCAUACAUUUGUGGUCCAAUUAGGACUUCGCUAUGGUAUGAUUUUGUUCAUCGUGUCUGAAGUCAUGUUUUUUUUAGCUUUCUUUUGGGCUUUUUUUCAUUCUUCUUUGGCACCUACGGUAGAAAUUGGAGCUAUUUGGCCCCCUAAAGGAAUUGAUGUGUUAAAUCCUUGGGGAAUUCCUUUUCUAAAUACCCUUAUUCUACUUUCAUCUGGAGCUGCCGUGACUUGGGCUCAUCAUGCUAUAUUAGCUGGAUUCAAAAAACAAGCUGUUUAUGCUUUAGUAGCUACCAUUUUGCUAGCUCUAGUCUUCACCGGGUUUCAAGGAAUGGAAUAUGUAGAAGCACCCUUCACGAUUUCCGAUGGUAUUUAUGGUUCUACCUUUUUCUUAGCCACUGGGUUUCAUGGUUUUCAUGUCAUUAUAGGUACCAUUUUCCUAAUAAUAUGCGCUAUUCGUCAAUAUCUAGGGCAUUUUACCCAAACGCAUCACUUUGGCUUUGAAGCAGCUGCUUGGUACCGGCAUUUUGUUGACGUGGUUUGGUUAUUCCUAUUUGUAUCUAUUUAUUGGUGGGGAGGUAAUUAA